ACAGCUAGACUGUAGAACUACGCACCGAAUUUGGCUACCUUUUUUCCAGCACCUGUUGGGGCAUGCCCUUAGAUUUUCAGACAUUUCAUCUGAAGACAAAAACUUACCGGUGUUUGUAUAGUCUUAAAAAGACAAUCCUGUUCCUCAGCGCUUAAAAUUCCAACCAAAACAAUAGCGGCCCCACAUCGCCCUAAACCCUGUUACAACUGCUACAGUUGCAAAUGUUACCUACUUGAGGAGUCUUUCACCUCCUUUUGUUUCGUCUUUAAGUCCUUCUUUCAACGCCGGCGCAGCGCUUUGAUCUGAGCCACGUCCGAAAGGAAUCUAGUGGACUAACACAACAGUGUUUAAUAACCACAGAAUGGAGCUAUGAUUAAAAGGCAGCCCGGCGAUUUCGUGACAAACGUAAGAUAAACACCUGAAGAUUGGGUUGAAGACGCCGCCCGGGACAGGUAGGCGGUGUGCGGAGGUGUCUAGAAGGUUGAUUAGUCAUUGUCGCACCGUCGCACGACUCAAAAGACGACCGGACGGCGGACAAAGAACCGCAUCGCCGAAACUCGACUUCCUACAAACAAUUUCUGCAUAUUCAUUGAUGCCCUAAUUAGGGCAAACGCUGGGGGACUGUCCAUUUUACAUCCCUACUGGAUCGUCGUAACCUCGGGAAAUACAGGACUAGUCCAUACAGCUGCGCACGCUUCGGUCACACUCAAGACGGCCCAGCACGUACAAGCAGACACCCCAAGAAAACUUGCCAGAUUCCUUGAGACUUUUUCGUAGCCAGGCGUACCCGGAUUGUUCCAGCUGACGGCGGGGACACCAUACGAGCCCGACUGGGAGAAGUUGUUGGCCAUUUUGUAGUCGGCUGUGCUCGGCCAAGCAGACUGGCCCGACCGAGAUCGUGUUACAGUCGAGAAGAGGCUUUCACAAGUGUUACUGUGUGUUUGGGAGAGGGCACAGCGCUUCGGAACGAGGUGAGGAAAACUCGUGGACUUUCUGUGGAAUAAUUUGAAUGGGUGCGGGACUACAAUAGAGAGAGGAGUGCGCCAGGGAUUCUAGUUCUUCACUUCACGCGAGGCCAGCUGUGCUCUUGUUACUGACUGUCUCGCUCGUGCACUUUUGUGUGUGGGUGCAGCCAGCCCUUUUUGUGUUGUGUACAGUCAGAGUGACUGUGCUGUAUAUAACGUGUACGGCGGGGAGGCCACAAGGAGUAAAUAUGGCCCAGCAGCAGCAGCAAUUCGCGUACAAUCCGGUGAGGCCCGGUGGGGGGAGAGUGCCCAUGCAGCCAGGCGGGUUCGUGCAGCAUCCUUCUCGGGGGCAGAUGCACGCCAUGCCGCCGGCACAACAGCAGCAGCCCGGUCGACCCAUGCAGACGAUGCAGCGUCCCCCCAACCGUCCACUACAGCAGCAACAACGCCAACAGCACCCACAACGGCAGGGGACUGUCAUGCACUACGGACAGGGGAUGCAGCCCCACCCCACGGGCAUGAACCCCCACCCCACGGGACGACAGGGUGCAGGGAUCCGACCGAGCUACGUCCCCCAACAGCAGCCCAUGCCUCAACAACAGGGACAACAUAGUAUACAGAUUCAGCGUGUGCCGAACACUCUUCACAUGCAGCCCGGGCUGAGCAUGGCAAAUACACGGAGACUAUCCCACGAUCCGGAAUCUCCCACGACAAGAGACAUCCCCUCACCCCAUCUUAGAGGAGGAUUUCCCCCGUCUUCCCCCUCCUUGGCCGACCUUGGCCACAUAGACUUGAACAACAGACCUCCUCAAGUGCAACUCGGGGACCACAACAUGCCCGUGUCAAGGCCACAGAUGAUGCCCCAGGACAUACAGAACAGGGGGCAUGUCAUGAGGACAAAUAUGAACGAUUUUCACAGCAUAAACCCCAAACUACAACAGGAUAACCACAACGGGAUGUUGCUACGGGUGGACACCAAUGGACUUCACCGGGUCGCACCGGGCAAUGGCUACGGGAUGCACAUGAACGGAGACCCGAGGAGCAAGACACAAGUACAAGUACCGCCCUUCCUACACGGGCUGUCGGACUUGGACAUGAUCGACGAGGAUAUCCUAGCCCGGUUGAUUAUAGAGUUGGGGUUGGACAGAAUGCGGGAACUUCCCGAGCUAUGGUUGUCACACAACGAGCUGGAGAUGGACAUCUGCAGACAGCUGCCGCCACAGAGAGCAGUCAGAUGCUGACACCACCGAACUCUGUAAAUGGAGAGAAAUAAGAUGUUUUAGUUGCGGGGCAGCGGGUUAGAAACACGGACUGAUCUUCCCCCGACUCGCCCCCAGGCCAGGCUUUGUGUCCGAGGUAUGUUUUAUUAAGACUCGUAACAGGCCAGCUUUUGUUCCCGAAAAUAUUUUCUCUUUGUGAAGGGACCAUUUUCUGUCCACUGGUCGCUCGCCCUGUGUCAGCUGUUUCCCCCUUUUGUUCGAGUGAAACGGGUGGUGUGGGUUCGGCCUAGAUUUCAAGAAUCUAAGACAAUUUUCUUAAAUAUCUGAAGAAAGUCUUAAGUUCCCCACAAACGAAAGACUUGAGAUGUUGAGUAUGUGUGAAAGCAAUGAAAGGAAGUCCUUGCUGCUACAGUCUCGGUUUCAGUGACACCAGGGUUUGUUUACGUCUAGUGGCAUGUGGAUAUGACCUCAUAAUCGGUGGCACUCCGCCAAAACCACCUCCAGAAAUGACCCCAGCUCCCAGAACAAGAACUGUUAAUUAGUUAAUUUAAUUAAUGAAGAAUCUGCUUGUCUUGAAUAUUUGUGAGGAGUGUAGCUAGGUUUAGAUAUGAUUUUCCUGCGUGCUGUAGUUUAAAGAAGUGGAACAAAAGAUCAGGUCAGGUGGUGAGGGGUCAGGGGAGACAAUAGACCCAUUGUUCCCCAAUAGAACCUUUCAAUGUCACCCUUUUGGGACAGAUGGAGGAAGGUCACGUGUCGUCAAGGACAAAAGGCUUUCUGGAACAAACGGCCACUUUGUGAUGUUCUUUCUGCCAUAAUUUAAUUGUUUAUAUGAAGUUUUUCUUUAGUAAUGUGAAUAUAAACAUUGUAUUGUAGUUUCUUUAUUUUCCUGCAGUGACUAAAAGCUGUUGCCUUGAAAAAUUCCAAAUCUAGAUAAGAAUAAUAUGAAUUUUGUGGUAUGUAAAAAGCCUUCCAUGAUUGAGAUGUUCCAAACAGAAUUGUGAAUACAAACACAAUAUUUAUACUUCCAUAUCCUCAGCCGUGACAAAAAGCCAUUAUUUAAAAAAAAUUCCUUCUGUAGAUAAAAUAAUGUUAGAAUGUGUGGUAUGUGAAAAAAACUGGCUUGCUACAAACAAAAAGGCGAUAUCUCUUUCACAUCCCUGUUAGCAAAUAUAGCAUAAUGUUAUUGAAUUAUUGGAGCACAAAUGACUGUAUGUCCCUACAACAAAUGAUACCCUCCAAGGAAUAGGUUAUGGUGUUAUUUCGCAGUAUAAGUUAUUCAGCUUGCACUUUGGGGAGAUGACAUAAUACUUAACUCAUGCUGACUUCUUUGUCAACAGAAAUUUGGUUAUUUUUUGCUGAAUAGAAUUGUACAGAUCAUGUGUUGUAAUAAUGGCAUUGUUAUGCCCCUCUGCCCACCAAACCUGCUAUAUUUUAUACUCCCUAUUUAAUGUGUCUAAAUUAUUGGAGAAGGCAGCUAGUUUGGAGCGGAGUUUUGGGAGGAGAAUCUGUGUGUAUAAUUCAAAGAGUUGUUAUUCUGUGUUAAAUCCCCCCUUAGAACAGGAUGCCCAUGUUUGAAUAAGGGGAUUAUUCUCCGGGCUUUGUUGCGAGUGAUGAUCGGUUUUCGCACAAACACACGGAAUGUGAGAAUUGUCGCACAAACGCAAGCGAGGCUCGAAUAAGCCACUCGAUAAUUUAUUGGCGGACAGAUUUACUCUUUAUCUGUGCCUUCUGUAAUAUUCAUAGUCCCAGACUUGUACAUGUGAUCGUGUAUGAAUAAAUCAUUCGCUCCAAACAAGGGUUAGAAAUUGUGGAUUAGACGAAGAGAAAACGCCUACAACUUAUCAACGGAUGUCCCUUGUAGGAUUUGCUUGGAAAAAUUAUGACUGCCUUAUACAUGUGUAACUCCGGUUUAAGAUGCCAUCUGGACGACUGCAGUACUGGAUGGAAACACACUGCAUAGCAUUCCUAAAAUAACUCUGAUGCGAUUUUAAGUAGACAUUUUGUGUGUUUUAGAACAUCCUGUCCUGCUGAAGCAGUUUUUAAAUGGGUGCCAUGGGCCUCAUGGCAGUGGGCUAUGCAUAAUGUAUUGUCAAGAAACUGAGAGGAAAAUGUGUGAAUUUUUCAUUGUCAGAUCCUGUUGUGCCAGCUGUGCUCAUGUUAUAUUUUGGCAGGUCGCCAAAGCAAGGUGACAAAAGUCACAUGUGAGAGAGACUUGUGAGGGAUUUUCGAGGAAUGGAAACAGUUUUGUACGGUAAUAAUGCUAUCAUUGAUAUCACUGGGAAGAAGAGUGAAUUUUGCAAUUUGAAAAUGACGACUGAGAAUUCAUUUUGUACAAUAAAGCAGUACAAUCAGUGAAUUUCAA
This is a messenger RNA of Branchiostoma floridae (Florida lancelet), 4547 nucleotides long. Its product is annotated as cbp/p300-interacting transactivator 2-like. The coding region runs from base 1214 to 2206 and encodes 330 amino acids. The transcript has 2 exons. Gene Ontology annotation, cellular component: nucleus. The record is from RefSeq and is a predicted model, not a curated record. Gene Ontology annotation, biological process: regulation of DNA-templated transcription. NCBI's taxonomy places the organism in Eukaryota, Metazoa, Chordata, Leptocardii, Amphioxiformes, Branchiostomatidae.